Messenger RNA from Bombus impatiens (common eastern bumble bee), 5793 nucleotides. It is a transcript of the gene Oseg6, whose product is annotated as WD repeat-containing protein 19. NCBI's taxonomy places the organism in Eukaryota, Metazoa, Arthropoda, Insecta, Hymenoptera, Apidae. Gene Ontology annotation, molecular function: protein binding. The transcript is spliced from 19 exons. The coding region runs from base 1462 to 5574 and encodes 1370 amino acids. Gene Ontology annotation, biological process: intraciliary retrograde transport; cilium assembly. Gene Ontology annotation, cellular component: intraciliary transport particle A; cilium. The record is from RefSeq and is a predicted model, not a curated record.
AUGAUAUUUUCAAAGUUAAAGAUCUAAGAUUGUUUCAAAGUAAAGCUAUAUUGAUCUUAAAGCUCCUUUAAAAAUGAAAAAAAAGGAAGAGAAUAUCGAAUUUCAGCGAAGUUAUGUUUUUAGAAACUAAAUAGUUCACGAACCGAAGAAAUUUUUGCGAUGACCCAUUUACGACAUUCCUGCCAAAAUUAAUUAUAAUAGUGUGUAAUAUAUCGAAAUUUAUGAAAAAGAGUUGACAUUACACCCAUUUUUGGACAAAUGACCCUUAUAUACUGUCCGUAAUAUUGUACUUUCGAAUCUAUCUGUUCUCGUUCAUUAUCGAACAUUAUCGCAUUAUCGAACUGUUUCAAUAGUAUGAUAACACUUUAAAAUGCUUCAAGCUCGCGCGAGAUUAUUCGAAAGAUAGAUCACCUGAUUAUCCGUGUCCUUAGAAUUUGUUACUAAACGGCUUUUACCUCGCUUUACGAGGCGGUAGGAAGUUUUGUAGCUUAUUCCAAAAAAAAAAAAAAAAAUCACGCGUAGAAGUCGCUCGCAUAUAUGUAUAAUUAUUUCUUCCUAAAUGAAGACAGUACACGCUCGCCAUUAACGGUGACGAAAUAUAGACACUUUAAAAAAUAUUGAAGGGAACUAAACAAAUUUAUAAAGCGACAACCUGGAUAGCUAAAUAAACGUUUGUUAUCCAGAUACAACGAAUAUAUUGCAACAAUUUCAAUUUAUUUAUUAACGAUAAUAAAUCUGAAAAUUUAAGCAUUCGAUAUAAUCACCAUCGACACAUAAUGUUUCCGUGGAUCUUGCCGAUGCAGCAUUAUUGACAUGCAUAACUAUACAUAACCAGAUGCAUGUAUUUACAGAACAAAAAUUGCGUUAGUGUCAGAUUAGACGUGAAAAACGCAACACGAAUUGAAUUUUAAAAGCUUUCUGUUAAACCUUUAUUGCAUACAUCUAUUUUAUUCGUUCAUCCAUACUUGAUACAUUUCUCUUUAAUCUUAAUUAUCAUCCUGCGAAUACUAUUAGUACUUUUUGCACUAUAAUUACUGUAUUACGAGUUGCAAGAUACGUGCAAUUUUCCGAUGAUAAAUAAUAAUCGAUCAUGUUCAAAUAACGACAGCAUACUUUAAUGAACCUCACAUUUAUCUGUCUAACCGUUUCUUUAAUAGUUUUGUUUCCACUUUGUCAAUUAAUUUAAAGCUAUUGAAAACUCGAAUAGAAAGAAACAAAGUGAAUUAUAAAAUACAGCGCUAUCUAUCACGAUCCAUGGCAACAAUCACAUACACAAUUUGAAAUUGAUCGAGGCCUAUCGAAACAUAAACAACAUGGCGAAUAAAAGAAAUAUAACGUUACAUGUAAAAUAUGUCUCAUUUAAUAAAUUAAUAUUUUAACUAUGCGCCACCAUAACAUUUUUAUACAUUGCUAGGCAAUUAGCCUUCUUGACUAUAACGCUAAAAAUUUCGGCCUCAAAAAAUGUCGAUUGAUAAGGUCCUUUAUCAAUUGUAUCAACCCCAUGGUACUGGUACUGUUUUCAUUUCAUGGCGCCCUGGUAAUAGUACUCAUCUAGCAACUACUGGUUAUGAUUCCUCAGUUGCUAUUUUUGAUAGACAAGGUGAAUUACAAGAACGUAUUCAAAUUGCUGGUUUAUGUACUGGUUUUGGAUGGGAUUCUGAUGGAGAUCUAUUAGCUAUUAUAUCACAAAGUUCUUCUACUAUCACGUUAUGGGAUGCAACAACUGGAAAAAAAACACAAAUAGAUGCUGGUGUAAGAGACGGAUUAACAUGUAUGAUAUGGGCAAAAAGAGCUUGUUUAUUAGCAGUAGGGACACAGAAAGGAAAUUUAAUACUUUAUGACCAUAUAAAUGCCAAACGAAUACCAAUUUUGGGAAAGCACAAAAAAAGGAUAACUUGUGGCGCUUGGUCUUAUGAGGGGCUUCUUGCGUUAGUCAGUGAAGAUAAGGUUUUAACUAUCAGUACAAGUGAUGGGGAUACAAGGCGCGAAAUACCUCUUCAAGGUGAUGCAUCUGAUAUUCAGUUUAAUGAGAUGAAAAUGGAUCACAGAGUUGGGGGUGAAAAUACAGUAUCUCUUAUUAUUAGCAAAACCACUUUAUUUCUAUACAAUAUUUUGGAUCCAGAGAAUCCUAUUGAAUUAGCUUUUCAAAAACGCUAUGGACCUAUUGUUACUUAUAAAUGGUAUGGGGAUGGAUAUAUUUUAGUUGGUUUUCAAACUGGAUAUUUUACUGCAAUAUCUACACAUAUUAAAGAAGUUGGCCAAGAAUUAUUUCAAGUUAAGAAUCAUAAAGAUUCCUUGACUGACUUGGCCAUAAGUCAAACAAUAGGAAAAAUCGCUACAUGUGGGGAUAAUGUCAUAAAAAUACAUAGUUUGCAAAAUUUAGAAGAAACUGAAAAAUUAAUUACAGUAAGCGGUGAAACUGGAAUUAAUACAGUAGAAUGGUCAAUGGAUGGUACAAUGAUAGCAACUGUGACACACAGUGGCAAUGUUUUAGUCUAUUUAAUACAAAUUCCUAAAUUAUCUAGCGUUUGUGGAAAUAGGAUUGCACUCCUUACCAGUUUAACAGAAGUUACAGUCCAUCUGUAUACGCUAGAUAAAGAGAAACCAGACCCAAUAAUAAUUAAUACUAUAAUAGAACCGUCGGUAUUAACAAUAGGUCCAAUACAUGCAGCAGUAGGGUUGAAUAACAGAGCAUUGUUCUGGGAUAUAUCCGGAAGGGAUUACAAUACUACAAUACAUUUUGAAAGAGAUUAUUUAGCAACAAUAGAUAGUAUAAGAUUGAAUGAAACUUAUGCAUCUGUUUUAUUUGAUGGCAAAUUACAGUUGCACUCGAUUAAAAUGGAUCAAACACUAUCGAAAGAAGGGAAGGAUACAAAAAUGUUUCCAGGCUUAGGUGUUUCAGAUUUUAAAAUAACGUGCCAUGCUCUUAGUAGCAACUUCUUAAUCUAUGGCAGUGAUAUGGGCCACAUAAUCUAUUUUAGUUUAGAAGUCUUUAAUCAAUGUACUGAACAUAUACACGAUAAUGGUAUAAAGGAAAUCUAUUUAGAUACAAAUGGAACACAAUUAUGUUUUAUAGAUAACAAGUUCGACGCUUAUAUGUAUAAUCCUGUGCAAGAAACUGUUUUACAAAUUCCUGAUUGUCUAGGUUGCAUUGAAGGUGUAAUUUGGGAUCAAAAUAUUUUGGAACGUAAUAUAUUUACUGUUUACAAUAAAACUCUCAUUACUACAUACAUAUUUGUAAAAUACUUUAUCGAAGGUACAAAAAUUAUAAAGAUAAAUACAACAAAGCUGCCAUCUGAAACAUUACCACUAUUGAUGUAUUCUGGAGAAUUGACAUUAAGUUCAACAGCUAACAAAUUAAUGCAAAUUACAUUGUCUUCUCAUGAAGAUAUAGGAAAUAUUGUGGAAUAUACAAAAAUGAAAGAAAUAUUAGAAAAUCAGAUUCUUUGCAGGAGAUAUCAACAGGCAUGGGAGACGUGUGAGAGAAUUAAUGAAAAAGACUCAUGGUUAAAGUUAGGAGAAAUUGCAAUUGCAAAUUUAAAUAUUGAUUUUGCAAUUCGAAUUUACCGCUACUUAGAAGAUGCUGCGAUGGUUUGGGCACUACAAACUAUGGAAACCUUAGAUGAAUUACCAUUAUUAUGUGGACAUGCUUGUAUUUUACUUGGUAAUUAUAAUGAGGCAGAACAAUUUUUUUUACAAUCAUCUCAACCGGUACAAGCUUUGUAUUUAAGAAGAGACCUAAUGCAAUGGGAACAAGCAUUAAAUUUAGCCCAAAAAUUGAAAGCUGAUGAAAUUCCUUAUAUUGCUAGAGAAUAUGCUCAACAGUUGGAAUUUACGGGUAAUUAUCCAAAAGCGUUAACAAAUUAUGAACGUGGAUUGGUAGAUUCAAAUAAUAUAUCUAAUACAACUACACAUAAUCCGCAACAUCGAAAUCUAUGUCUUGCUGGAAUUGCGAGAAUGUCUAUCAGAUGUGGGGAUAGUAGAAGGGGUGUAAACAUAGCUAUGGACAAUGAAAGUUCAAGACAAUUGCGAAAAGAAUGUGCAGAAAUAUUAGAAUCAAUGAAGCAAUUUAAUGAAGCUGCAUUACUAUAUGAAAAAGCUGAAUAUUUUGAUAAAGCUGCUUCUGCAUAUAUAAAAUUAAAAAAUUGGCAGAAAGUGGGGCAACUCCUACCACAAAUCUCAUCUGCCAAACUUAAUAUACAAUAUGCUAAAGCCAAAGAAGCUGAAGGCAAAUAUGAAGAAGCAGCAAAGGCAUAUGAAACUGCAAAAGAUUAUGAAAACAUAAUUAGGAUUAAUUUGGAAUAUUUAAACAAUCCUGCUCGAAGUGUUGAAGUAGUACAACAAACUAAAAGUAUAGAAGGAGCUAAAAUGGUCGCAAAAUAUUUUCAAAAAAUGAAUGAUUAUAAUUCAGCAAUUAAGUUCUUAAUUUUAUCAAAUUGUCACGAAGAAGCAUUCCAAUUAGCUAAUCAACAUGGAAAAAUGGAAUUAUAUGGAGAAAUUCUAAUAAAUACGAUUGAUGACAGCAAUGCGCGAAAAGAAGAUUUUAAAAGCCUUGCGAUGCAUUUUGAAUCUCAGAAAAAUAACUUUUUAGCUGGAAAAUAUUACUUCUAUGCCAAGGAAUAUCAAAAAGCAUUACGACAUUUAUUAAAAGCUGCACAAUUAGUAACAGAUGAAAAUGAAGUCCUGUCAUUAGCCAUUGAUACAGUUGCUUCUUCAAAAGAUGACAAGUUAGCAAAUCAGUUAAUUGAUUUUUUAUUAGGUGGUGAUGGAUUACCAAAGGAUCCUAAAUAUCUGUUCAGAUUAUAUAUGGCUAGAAAACAGUACAAAGAAGCUGCAAAGACAGCAAUUAUAAUUGCUAAUGAAGAACAAAUUAAUGGAAAUUAUAGAAGCGCUCAUGAUGUUUUAUUUGGCAUGUAUCAAGAAUUAAAAAAGAAUAAAAUCAAUAUACCUUCAGAGAUGCAAAACAAUUUAAGACUUUUGCAUUCAUAUAUCCUUGUGAGACUUCAUGUAAAAAAGAACGAUCAUUUACGUGGUGCUCGUAUGUUAAUAAGAGUAGCCAAUAACAUAUCGAAAUUUCCAUCACAUAUUGUUCCGAUUUUGACCUCCACUGUAAUAGAAUGUCAAAGAGCUGGAUUAAAAUAUGCUGCUUUUAAUUAUGCUGCUAUGUUGAUGCGUCCGGAAUACAGAAGCCAAAUUGAUGCUAAGUAUAGUAAAAAAAUUGAGGCAAUUGUAAGAAAGCCACCAAAAUCAAAAGAUAAUGAAAUUGAAGAGGAACCUUUAACUCCAUGUCCAUAUUGCAAGAGUAAACUUACAGAGACAGAGAUUACUUGUGACAAGUGCAAAAAUACAAUACCUUUUUGUAUAGCUACAGGCCGACAUAUCAUUGAAGAUGAUUUCACGGUAUGUCCACAAUGUGAUUUUCCUUGCAUAAGAAGUGAAUUCUUAAGGAUUAUUGAAUCUGAAAAUACGUGUCCAAUGUGCUCGGAAAAAGUAGAUGUUAACAUGGUUUCAUCUACUCUUAACAUCCGUUCCUAUCUCGAUUUUCAAGAAGGAAAAUCACCAGUGAGAACUUAAACAGUUUUAGUUAUAAUUUAAUAGGAGUUGAAAAAUAUACAAAUAUUAUUACUCCUAUCAAACGGUGCCGUCCAAUAUGAGUACAACAUAGACAAGUACAAGUAGCUUAUAUAAAUUCAUAGAUUAUUUAUAAAAUUUGUGCACAAAUCAAAUAAUGACCAUGCAUGGAAGUAUCAACAGUAUAUAGAUAUUAUUGUCAAUAAACUAGUCUCCAAGCAA